Lactuca saligna is the source of this 1028-nucleotide messenger RNA. NCBI's taxonomy places the organism in Eukaryota, Viridiplantae, Streptophyta, Magnoliopsida, Asterales, Asteraceae. The record is from the annotation of a GenBank genome assembly.
AUGUCUUUCACAGAUAUGUUGGUGUCUAUUUCCAGUAACCGGCACCGCAAGAUGAAGGUGGAGAUAGCCAACCACCCUCUCUACCAACAGCUUCUCUCCGCCCAUAUCGGGUGUCUCCGAGUUGCCACACCUAUCGACCAACUGCCCCUCAUCGACAGCCAACUCCCCCACUUGCAGCAUCUCCUCCACUCCUACAACUCCGACCCCCACCACCACCCUCUUCCUCCCGACGACCGCCGUGACCUUGACAAUUUCAUGGCACAGUAUUUGGUAGUUUUGUGUGCAUUUAAAGAUCGCCUGCAACAACAUGUCAGAGUUGAUGCUGUUGAGGCUGUCAUGGCCUGCCGUGAAAUUGAGCAUAGCUUACAAGCUAUCACCGGAGUAACCCUUGGCGAAGGUUCAGGAGCAACAAUGUCAGAUGACGAUGAAGAAGAGAUGGGAAUGGAUUUUCUAGUAGAUCAGUCUGCAUGUGAUAUGUUGGGUUUUGGUCCUCUUCUCCCUACUGAAUCUGAACGAACUCUUAUGGACAGAGUUCGUCAAGAACUGAAAAUCGAACUUAAACAGGGAUUUAGAUCAAAAAUAGAGGAUGUAAGGGAGGAAAUAUUGAGAAAAAGAAGAGCAGGAAAAUUACCUGGUGAUACUACACAUGUGCUCAAAGAUUGGUGGCAACAACAUUCCAAAUGGCCAUAUCCAACUGAAGAUGACAAGGCAAAACUGGUGGAAGAAACAGGGCUACAACUCAAGCAAAUCAACAACUGGUUCAUUAAUCAAAGGAAAAGGAAUUGGCACAAUAGUUUGAAUCCCAUGAACACCCAAAAAACAAAGCGUAAACGAUAGAGGAAAUUAACUUUGUUUUAAUAACUCAAACUUUGGUGGAGGGAUGGUAACCUUAGUUGUUAACGCUAAAAGCAUAUUGUACCUUUCGUUUGUAAAGUAUAGACGGCUAACAUUGCAUGUAUAUGAUUGAUUUCUAAACAUUGAUGACAAACUUACUAAAGUUACUCUCUUUUACUAUGAUAGCACCUACC